Messenger RNA from Python bivittatus (Burmese python), 5339 nucleotides. It is a transcript of the gene WDR37, whose product is annotated as WD repeat domain 37. Gene Ontology annotation, molecular function: protein binding. NCBI's taxonomy places the organism in Eukaryota, Metazoa, Chordata, Lepidosauria, Squamata, Pythonidae. The record is from RefSeq and is a predicted model, not a curated record.
CUGGAGCGAGCGGUUUUGGUGCAGCUCGCCUCAGAAAAAAAAGAGAUCGGGAGCUCGCCCGCCGGCGGCUCCCUCGUAAUUUCCCUCCUUACCGGCCCGCUGCCAGUCGUCUUUUCUCCCCUUUCCGCUUCCUUGCCGCAUUCCUGUCUCCGCUUUUUCGUAACCUCCCCGCUCCAGCUCCGGGUUUGGGAGCCGCCCCCUCCGUUUCUCAGCUGGACUUCAGUUUAUCUUUGCAGCUAUUGGAAAGUGAUUGUUUUGAAGUAAUGCCCACAGAAAGUGGAAGCUGUGCCACUGCUCGCCAAGCAAAGCAGAAAAGAAAAUCUCACAGUCUUUCUAUACGAAGAACCAACAGCUCUGAACAAGAGCGGUCAGGAUUGCAGAGGGAGAUGCUGGAAGGACAGGAUUCAAAGCUGCCAUCAUCUGUUAGAAAUACACUUCUGGAGCUUUUUGGUCAAAUAGAAAGAGAAUUUGAGAAUCUCUACAUUGAGAAUCUUGAAUUACGCAGAGAGAUUGAUACACUUAAUGAACGCUUAGCAGCUGAAGGCCAAGCCAUUGAUGGAGCAGAAUUGAGCAAGGGGCAGCUGAAAACAAAAGCCAGCCAUAGUACCAGUCAGCUCUCUCAGAAAUUAAAGACUACUUACAAAGCAUCAACUAGCAAGCGCUCAAAUUCUUUCCCAGGCAGAUCAGGUGGACCUCGCAAAUUCCACGUGGGAAGCUGGGAAAUAUGGGGUGGCGACUCCUGGAUAGUCUCCAGUUUCAAAACAACAACAUCCAGAGCAAUAUGCCAGCUAGUGAAAGAGUAUAUUGGUCAUCGGGAUGGCAUUUGGGAUGUCAGUGUCACAAAAACUCAACCUGUGGUGCUUGGGACAGCAUCAGCCGAUCACACUGCUUUGCUGUGGAGCAUAGAGACAGGAAAGUGUCUUGUCAAAUAUGUUGGGCAUGCUGGAUCAGUAAAUUCCAUAAAGUUCCAUCCAACUGAACAGGUGUCUCUUACAGCUUCAGGAGACCAGACAGCUCAUAUUUGGAGAUAUAUGGUACAGUUGCCCACCCCUCAACCUACCGCAGACUGCAAUCAAAUGUCUGGCGAAGAUGAAGUUGAAUUUUCUGAUAAGGAUGAACCUGAUGGAGAUGGAGAUGGCUCUAGUGAUUGUCCCACCAUCCGAGUUCCUCUGACCUCCCUAAAAAGCCAUCAGGGUGUAGUCAUAGCAGCUGAUUGGCUGGUUGGAGGGAAGCAAGCAGUGACGGCUUCGUGGGACAGGACAGCCAACCUGUAUGAUGUGGAGACAUCUGAGCUUGUGCACUCUCUAACAGGACAUGACCAAGAACUUACACACUGUUGCACCCAUCCCACCCAGCGCCUUGUGGUAACUUCAUCACGUGACACAACCUUCCGUCUAUGGGAUUUCAGAGACCCAUCUAUCCAUUCUGUGAACGUCUUUCAGGGCCAUACAGACACUGUGACUUCAGCUGUUUUCACUGUGGGGGACAAUGUGGUUUCAGGUAGUGACGAUCGUACUGUGAAAGUUUGGGACUUGAAAAAUAUGAGAUCACCCAUUGCCACUAUUCGCACAGACUCUGCAGUAAACAGGAUUAAUGUUUGUGUCGGCCAAAAAAUCAUUGCCCUUCCACAUGACAACCGACAGGUUAGAUUAUUUGACAUGUCUGGAGUGCGAUUAGCACGUCUUCCUCGCAGCAACAGACAGGGUCAUAGAAGAAUGGUUUGCUGUUCAGCAUGGAGUGAAGAUCAUCCAAUAUGCAAUCUGUUCACUUGCGGAUUUGAUCGCCAGGCUAUUGGGUGGAACAUCAACAUCCCUGCUUUGCUUCAGGAAAAAUGAGAAGCUUUCCUUCCCCCCCCGCCCAGUUUUAUUGCCAUAGACUUUGUGCAGACUUUCCCGUAAGCUGCAGUCAGUGUAAAAGGUGCACCUUGAAGGGGGGUGUGUGUGGAAUUGCAAAUAUUGUUACUGCAUUGUGCACAGUUGCAUGAAAUGUACAGAAAAAAAUGUGACUUUUUCAAAGAAGUUAGGUUCUUGUGUAUGAACUUUUUUAUCUUGACAUCCACUGGUGUCUAGAAGGAUGCUUAGCUUCCCUAUGGAACAUAUAUGUUCGCAAGUUACUCAGCCUAGUUGAACAUUAGGGCAUUAAGUUCAGCUUAAAUAUGAAUUCUAUGUACUUAUUGUGAAAAAUAUGUAGUCAGCCUUUCCUCCAUCACAUUACACAUUUGCCCUGUGGUUAAAAGAGAAUAUAAGGCUAAUCUUUAAGAUGAAGGACGGAGGGGUUUACUGCAAUGUGUAGCUGAGCUUUUCUUGCGACUAUAUACAGUCUGACCUGAAGACUCAAAUAUAGUAUUAAUUCCAACUCCCAAUAUACUUAGUUACUGAAUUAAAAAUAAGGGUUAGGGAAGGAAACGAUAAAUAACUUUAUGUAUCAGAUAUAAAAUGUUGGAUUGCCAUAUUGGGAAUACUCCUAUACAUUUCAAGACCUAUUUAAAUUAUUACCCUCCUGGACUGAGGAAACAAUCUGUGUUUCAGAUUCUCACAUAAGGCAAACAACAAUAUUUUACAAUCAUGGAAAUCUGAACAAGUUCUUAAAGCACUUUAGUUUAUAGCAACUGUUAUAAACCCCAAGUGUCCAACGACAUUUCCUAGAGAAUGUGAGACCUGUAUCUAAGAAGGAUUUACAUAACUAGAUUUUUGUGAAUAUUUUAAAGCCGGUGAAUAAAUCUUGUUAUUUUGCUUGUUUUUAUUAAAAUACACCUGUGUUUUAAUAUAAAUUAACAUGGGAGUUUUCCCGUCAUAAUUCUGUUUGAGCCAAUGAUGACACAAAGGCCACGUUCCAAACAGCCAUAUCAUUCUGCAGUAAAAGCAGCAUUGUUUCUCUCCCUUCCCUCUCUCAUUUAAUGACCAUUCUUGAAAACAACAGAUUUUUCAAAAUCUUUCUAUGGGAUGGUUGGUUGUUGUGGCUGGCGCGGUUGGAGACAAGCUUGCUGUUCAGAAAAGGAAAGCAAAAUAACCUUACUGGGUGCAUACAGUCCCUUGGUCUGCCUAAUACAGUAUUCUGAAUUAUGGCCAUUGUAACUGAGAGCACUACCUCAACAAUGAAUGUGGGGCUGCUUUUGACUCUUGCUGUUCAACUUGGAUAAGAUAGAUUGUACCUCAUUCUGACAUGCUGUCUUAAGGAGUAGAAGACAGCUUACCAAAUUUUAAGCUAAAAUUGUAGCAAGUUUAAUAAAACUUUACCAUGCUGAAAAAAUAACUUUAAAAAAAAUACAGUCUCUGUAUUGUUCUACACAAUUCUGUAUGCUUUCCUUAAAUUUUACUCCAGCACAUCCUACGUGGGUUUUAGCCUACUUAUAUUGUGCUGUCAGGUUGGCGUGCUUAAUUCAUAUUUGCAAGCACAUUUGAUAGCUACCAGUUGGAAGGAAGGACUGGAAGUUGUAUUGAAAAUUCCUUCACAGAUGAAGGCAGAAAACAGCUCUCUUUACUGUCUAUCAAUAUCUCCAGAGUGGCACACCGAUUGUUUAACAAAGAGUUUAAAAUUAAUUUCCAUAAACCAGAGAUGUAGAAAGUGUAGCUUGGGGGCCUCGUAUGGCCUGCUAAUAUCUCCUUUGUGGGCAACAGGGCACUUUUUUGAGUAAAUGGGGUCAAAAAAGUGUGCCUGUUUGUUGGUGUUUUGAGAUAUCUUAAGAGGCAGAAAUGGUGUCUUAUUCCUUGCAGAUGCUGAAAACCUUUAUUCCAUCUCUUUAAACUCUGUGACCACCUCCCACAUAAGGACCAGGCCCCACCCACUUAUCAAGGGCUGACUUAGGCAUGCCACAUUAGCCUUGGUGUGGCCUUCAGGUGCAAGUCCUGCAGUAGGGCAUCCUGAGUUAAUACUGCUUUGACUACCCCAUUUUUCUUUGGCCAAUGUUCUCUUCCAAUAGUUCUGCAAAGUAAGAAUUUCAGAGGCAGACCUACAUAGAGAACAGAAUAAAUAGGAUGGGAGCCAGGAGCACCAUUUAUGAGGGAACUGAAAUCCUAGAAGCAAGUGGAGAUAUAAAAUGAUAGGAUGACGAUGCAUUGGUUAUGGAUAUCUUAGAAGAGAGUUUAGAUAAGAUGUAUAUAGAAUCUUACAUGGCUGGUGAGCUAAUAAUUGAGGCUUCUGAUGAUUAUCAAAUGUACACUGUUAAGCAAAUAAUGACUUACAAGAGCAAGACUUGUAUGAGCUAUGGAUAGCUUUGUUGUGCAUUUUGUUAGUAGUAGUAGUACUAUUUUGCAGUGUUUGCAAUUCAGUCUGAAUCUUGCCAGAUGGAGUGACUGGAGGGAAAAUCCUGCAGCGGGAGAGAAACAACCGUACUAGUUCACCCCCUUGACUUUGUUUUUGUUUUUGCACUGAUACUAGGACAAGCCACAACGACAGAACACAUGUACUGGUGUUUUUAUUUUUGUGCUCCUUGACAAAUGGCUUCUUGAACUCAUAUAAACCUUGAGAGCAAGAAGCUCCCUUAGUUACGUGGCCUUGUCAAAUCCCAUUAGGGAAAUCUGGUUUCAUUGCAUGGUCCUUCCCUAAUGAAUGGGUUUAUCUAAUUUUUGUUGUUGUUGUUUAAGAGGGUGGGGAGUGCAUUUCAUUUGCAUGGGCAGGGCACAUGAUUGGGAUUUCUAAGAUUUUAAAACACAAUAAAAUAGUAGAGGUGCAUGAGAUUAUCACUAGCUGCUGUUGGCCAAAGAACCAACCUUUCACAGCAGAGAAAGCUGCGUGCUUGUUCUCUCCUAAGCCAUAAAGUGUGGCUAAUUUUUGAGGAACUAGCUAGUUGCUUAUCUACUGUAUCUCGAGUGUUUUAUGGAGGCAACAGAGCCACCAAGGGAUGAAGCUUUACUGAUGAACAUGGUUAAUGGUCAUACAUUUCACUUCUUAUGAUCUCCACCUCAAAUGUUUCUAGCAACUAUUGUGUGAGGGUAUUUAUUUGUGUCUUGUAUUUCACAUGGAGGGGGAGUAAUUGUUGCAUAUUUUCAAUUUUGAGACCUCAUUUUAGAGAAGAUGGCUGUAUCACUGGGCAAAUCACAAAAACCUGUGUCUGUCUUUUUCUCUAUGUAUACAUGUUCUUUAAAGAGUGCACAUUAUUUUUUGAAGAUAAAAAUGUACAGUAACUGUUUCAGAACCGGAAGAAUCUGGUUUGAUGCUUAAGAUUUUGAAAACCAGCUUCCUCUGAGGAAGAGAUCCUUAUACUGUAUCUCCAUGUACAACCACUUACUUGUUUUUUUGUUUAUUUUUGUUUACUGAUAUUCUGGUGAUUGUGUUUUUCAGAUGUUCAGUGUUUGUCCUUGUUGCGAUCUGAAAAUGCCAUUAAAAUAUUCAGCAUAGUU